Molecule: messenger RNA, 1014 nt
Organism: Penicillium paradoxum
Lineage: Eukaryota; Fungi; Ascomycota; Eurotiomycetes; Eurotiales; Aspergillaceae
Exons: 1
Coding region: 1-1014 (337 amino acids)
Source: RefSeq, a predicted model, not a curated record
AUGUCCGAAUCCAAGAAGAUCAUUGCAAUCGUCGGUGCAACCGGCACCCAAGGCUCAUCAGUUGCCCGAACAUUCCUCGCUCUGCCAAAUUGGAAGGUCCGAUGCCUCACCAGAAACCCUUCUUCUGAGAAUGCACAAGAGCUCGCCAAAUUGGGUAGCGAGCUAGUCGAAGCCGACCUCGACGACAAAGACUCACUGCACCGAGCAUUCACUGGCGCACAUGCCAUUUUUGUCAACACCGAUUUCUGGCAACCCUAUCGCGCAGCACUGGCUUUGGGAACCGAUUCCCUGAGCAGCGCCCGACAGGGCUACGAGGUAGAGAUCACACACGGGAAGAAUGCAGCCGAUGUCGCCGCGACUAUCCCAACCCUGGAGAGAUUCAUCUACUCAGCCCUGGGCCCGAUGAAAAAGGCAUCUGGGGGAAAGUACUCGAUGUCUUAUCACUGGGAUACCAAGGCUGAUAUUGUGGAUUACAUUGAGACGCAGAAGCCUGAACUGGCGGGGAAGACAUCUUUCAUCUAUCUCGGCGCCUAUAUUACCAAUCCAUUCCUCUAUCCCAGAUACGAGCCCGAUACCGAUGAAUUUGCUUCUGUUUUGCCAACAAAAAAACAGAUGAGGCUGCCUAUCAUCGAUACCGCUCGGUCAACGGGUCUUUUUGUCAGGGCUUUGGUGGAGGAUGAAGCUCCUGGCAUGAAGCUUUUGGCUUAUGAUGGCUAUCCUUCAAUGGAGCAGAUCAUGACUGUGUGGUCCAAUGCCCUUGGGAAGGAAGUGAAGAUAAUCGAAAUGAGCGUUGAAGAUAUGCAUGGAAAGAUGGGUAUACCGCUCGAGGUUCUUGGUGGUCCUGCAUUUAUCGAUGAGUUCGGUUACUGCGCUGGGCUUCAGAAUGUUGUCGAGCCUACCCAGUUAAAAUCUUGCACGCAAGGUCCGAGUUUUGAAAAGUGGCUGGAAGGUCAGGACCCUAUGAACUUGCUUGGUUUGAAGAAGUCGAAUAAGUGGGACGGUCUUGUUCAGUAG